GUGGUCACGACGAAGGGGGUGGCACGAGAGGCGGAAGUGUGUUUCGGCUGAUCUCUCGCUGUCAUUCGGCCACGGUCGGUUCCAGGAGAGAGGGGCAGCGAACGACGAACACACGGGAAUCAGCUGGCUCUGUAGGAACGACACUCGGCGAGAAAAGACACUGAAAUCAUACGAACAAUGAAACCGAUCGAGUGACGCUUGUGAAACAACCGCGGCCGAGCAUAUUACACACGUUGCCACGUUAACAAAGCUCCUCGAUGAUAUAGUCCAGAUUAGAGGCAGCAGAUCGAGAGCUGUGUCAUUGAGCAGGCAGGACACGUCAGGAGAAGGGAGAGAGAAAAAAAGCUGACCGACUGCACUGUACGAGUCAGCUAUCAGAUCGCCUCUGAAGAGCUCUGCCUGCCGUACUCAUCUUUUCAAGGACACCACCUUGCUCUGAGUCCGAGGGAAGGAUCUCGACAAAGACGUCGCCGAGGUCGAGGGUGGUGAUCAGAAGGACCAUACGAUCACGGGAUAGCAUUUGUGUGUGGGGGCAGAAAACAAAUGGGGGAUUACGGGUUUGGAGUCCUAGUUCAAAACAACUCUGGCAACAAGUCUGCAUUCCCGGUCCGAAUCCACCCGCAUCUGCAGCCCCCACACCAUCACCAAAAUGUGUCGCAGAGCCCUGCUGCUUUCAUAAACAGCACCACAGCCGCAGGGAAUGGCACCACGGGAGGCUCUCCCUGGCUCUUCCCUGCCUCUGCCACCCACAACAGCGUGCAAGAUGAAAUCCUGGGGGGCCCCGAGAAGCCAAAAGCACAGCAGCAACAGGAAAUGCAAGAAACGCAAGAAAAGCAGCAGCUGUCCCCCGGGAGUCACCAGGAUGGUGGAAAUGGUGGCGGGAUAAUUUCAGAACUGGAAAAAGCUCGGUCAGAGGAAGCCAAGACAGACAAUGGCACAUCUGAGGGAAGUAAUGGAAAGGAGAAGCAGCUACGUCUCGAGUCUCCAGUCCUGACAGGGUUCGACUACCAGGAGACAUCUGGUCUGGGGGUAACUGGUCCGGUCCAGUCCAGUACAACCUCAUCAUCACUUACUGGCUUCAACAACUGGUCCGCUGCCAUCCCACCGGCGCCCUCAACCAUCAUCAAUGAAGACGUCAGCUUCUUUAACCCGGCCUCCGCUAACAACGGGCCCCUGCUGUUCCAGAACUUCUCGCACCAUGUCAGUCCCGGGUUCGGUGGGAACUUCUCCCCCCAGAUCGGACCAGCUGCAGCCUUGUCCCAGCACCACCCUGCUCCCCCUCCACACCCUCACUUCCAGCACCCUCACAACCAACACCAGCAGCAUCGGCGCUCCCCGGCCUCUCCACACGCCCCGCCGCCCUUUCCGCACAGGAAUCCUGCUUUUAGCCAGUUGCCGCAUUUGUCCAACAGUCUGAACAAGCCCCCAUCCCCAUGGGGUCCAGCGAGCUAUCAGAGCCCCUCUCCCUCCCCCGGCUCCUCUACAUCCUGGAGUCCCGGAGGAGGCUAUGGUAGUGGUGGCAGUGGCUGGGGAGGGUCUCAGGGCAGAGAUUAUCGCCGAGGCCUCAAUGGUGGAAUGACCCCUAUCAACUCCAUCUCUCCACUGAAGAAAACCUUCCCCAACAACCACGUGGCAUCCCAGAAAUAUAACCGAAACAGUCCCGCUGGCUUCAACCCAAAGUCCUGGAUGGAUGAUGGAGUCGGUCGCAACGAUAACAUCUUCCCCUUUCAGGAUCGCACCCGGCCAUUCGACAGCUUCAACAUGAACACUCUGGAGAGCUCCCUGAUCGACAUCAUGAGGGCUGAGCAGGACACCCUGAAAGGUCGUCUGGGCUUCCCUCAUCCAGGAGGGGACAACCCUCUGCCCCUCAAUGCCAGGAAUUAUAGCAGGAGACGAGGCCACUCCUCCCUCUUCCCUAUGGAGGACGGCUUCCCUGAUGAUGAGCGUGGUGAGCAGGGUCUGGGGGGCCUUGGUUCUCCUCACUGCUUCCCCCACCAGAACGGAGAGCGCGUUGAGCGCUACUCGCGCAAGGUCUUUGUGGGCGGACUGCCUCCGGACAUAGAUGAAGAUGAGAUUACAGCCAGUUUCCGGCGCUUCGGACACCUGUUUGUGGACUGGCCUCACAAAGCAGAGAGCAAAUCCUAUUUCCCCCCCAAAGGCUACGCCUUUCUGCUCUUCCAGGACGAGAGCUCGGUGCAGGCUUUGAUCGACGCCUGCAUCGAGGAGGACGGCAAGCUUUAUCUCUGCGUAUCCAGUCCUACCAUCAAAGACAAGCCGGUCCAGAUCCGCCCUUGGAACCUGAAUGACAGCGACUUUGUGAUGGAUGGAUCGCAGCCUCUGGACCCAAGGAAAACCAUUUUUGUGGGAGGUGUCCCUCGUCCUCUUCGUGCAGUGGAGCUGGCCAUGAUCAUGGACCGCCUGUACGGCGGCGUUUGCUAUGCUGGCAUCGACACAGACCCGGAGCUGAAGUACCCCAAGGGAGCGGGGCGGGUCGCCUUCUCUAAUCAGCAGAGCUACAUUGCUGCUAUCAGUGCUCGCUUUGUACAGCUGCAGCAUGGAGAAAUCGAUAAACGGGUGGAAGUGAAGCCAUAUGUGCUGGACGACCAGCUGUGUGACGAGUGUCAGGGGACUCGCUGCGGCGGGAAGUUCGCGCCGUUCUUCUGCGCCAACGUCACCUGCCUCCAGUACUACUGCGAGUACUGCUGGGCGGCCAUCCACUCCCGCGCCGGGCGAGAGUUCCACAAGCCCCUGGUGAAGGAGGGAGGCGACCGGCCCCGCCACAUCUCCUUCCGCUGGAACUGAGCGGAGGCGUCGGUGGAGGUGGUGGUGGAGGUGGAGGUGGAGGUGGAGAGGCAGCAGGGGAGCAGGAGGGCAGGUCAGGUAGUGCAGGAGUCGCAAAUCGUUGUACAAAUAAAUGCACUUUUCUGUUGCUGGUUCCUUUUUGCUCUAAUUUCACAGAAACCUUUUCCUGAUUUUUUUAAGUUAAUAUAUAUAUAAAUAUAUCUAUAUUUUCAAGAUAGAAAAGGAAAAACUGGAACUAUAUUCAAAUGUGUCCAGCAUGGAAACAAGAGUGAAACAUGAUUUAUUUAUGAGUUUGACUUUAGAAAUAUUAUUCUUUGUUCUCAAUAAAUAGGAAAGUCUGAGGAGGGAUAUGGUACUCUGCUAUUUAACUGGCAUGUAUUUCAUUUAAACCUUAACACGAGAAGCCCCAAAACAAGAACUCUUACCUUUUGCCUACGGCUCUUCUGUAGCAGAGCCUUUUUAUUUUGUUUCCAGAGCUAACGCCGGCGAAACACUUUCUCAUUAGCCGUUGUUUGGUGUGACUACGUUUUCUAUUGAUGCAAAAGGCUCCAGAGCAAAUGUGAAUUGAAAAAAGGUGUUGCUAAAGAAGAGUGCACUUAUUUACAGCUUCUAAGAGUGCAGAUACAGCACGAGACCCUUAGUAGUGAACCAAAGCUGAAUCGUCAUCACCUUCUGGAGAACAGAACGAAACGGAUUCUUCUCCCUCCCCGCUUAAAAUGUUACAACCUCUAUUUUUAUGAUUUCCAAGACCAUACCAAUAUUUUGAUGUUACUUGAAAAAUCACAACAAAAUCUUGCAACAUAUUUGGAUUUUAAUCUCCAUUUUGACAUGCAAAAACUAAUACCUCAAACUCAGCUGCUAAUGUGCCGAAUACAGUAAAACAACAGAAAGAAAGCAAGAAAGAAAACAUCGUCCCCGACUGCUGUUCUUCUUUCCUCAGAACGCUAAUCAGAGGGAAGUGAUGCAACAGGCGGAGCGUGAUGUGACUGGCACAGUUUUGUACUCACUUGCUUCAUCACCUCCUUAUUUUUAUAAUCAAACCCAGGGUUGUGCUAUGGACAGAGCAGAGCGUCGUGCCGUGCGUUGGGGAAUGUAUAAUGUGUAGAGAGGCUACAGGAGAGACAGGCUGAUGGCGAUAAGAUGAACCCAGCUUCACUCUCUCUCCUCAUGUCUGCCUGUGGCCUCCGCUGACGGAGCGCAGGGCCUCAGUCGGUGCUCAAACCCGGGGCUCGGCUCCAGGCCUGAGGCCGAGGUGACUCCUCGAGGGAGAGGCUGGUCCAGUGGCCGUCUUUUAUUGCAGUUUUCCCGCGGCUUCCACCAAACGGGAAAGGCCUGUCUGGUUGUUAUUUUUUUGUGCAAUUCUCCCAAGUCUUUGAUGACAAAGUUCUAUUUUGCAUCCAAGCGUGAGCUACAUUCAACGAGAGAAGCAAUUAAAGUUUAUCUAAUUUCCGAGUUGUCGGCACACAUUCAAGUCAUGGAGGGAUCUGCCCUUUUGGCAAACACUCAAACAUCGUUUCUCCUGCCAAGCUAAUCCAACUCAGCAUCCAGUGUUUUUGAAGCAUAAAUGAAGAUAGUCUCUGCAGUGUGCUCUACUACUUCACACUUGUGACCCACAUGCAGUUUUCGCUGGUCCAGUCGGUUUCACCCAGAGGCUUUUGGGAACCAAAGAUGGCCGUGCAGUAGUGGGUCAUAGUGUGGCUCAUUUCUCGUCUAGAUUUUGUUUCUUUCUUUCAUUUCUUCAAGGAUGUCGUUCAUUUUUUUUCCUCUCUCACUUCUACCCAAGUUUGCUUAACUGUCAAGCCCUGAUGGACUCCAGCAAACCAAAGAUUGGCCUUGAACAUGAUGCAUUUACAGUGUUUACUGUAAUAACAUCUAUUUGACAGUGCAGUCAGAACCCAUUCAAACGUCAGUGGAGAAACAACAGGGCUGGCAGACACACACACACAUACACACACACGCACACACACACACGGCCUCACACUUCCAUAGCUUAAAAUGAAAGUGCACGGUGUUGGGCACUACUUCUAUAGGAUAUAUAUACAACAAUAAGUCUGUGUGUCUGGAAAAAAUUUAAGACAAAGUGCACAUUCACGCGGCGAAAGUAAAACUGAUCCUCACACUGGUUUUAGGUCACUCAGCGGCAUCCUUAUAGCCGAGCAUUUAAAUAUGUCAGGGAGUUAGUACAGAAACUUGAUUAUACACACUAGUGAGAUCCUCAUAUCGACGUGGAUGCACCAGUUUUGCACCCUGGACAUUAGUUUUGUGGGUGCGGUGGGUGAGCAUUUUAGAAGUUAAAACUUUGUGAAGAAUUUGCUGUUAAAGAAAUGAAAAAAAGAUUAUUUUAUACAUGGCCUGCUGAUUUUUGGUACAGUGUUUUCUAGCUAAAUUAUUUUGUCAUGCACAUAAAAACAUUUAUUAUGCACUACUUUUCUAAAUAUUUUUCUUUUUCCAACAGUCAUUUUAGGCACAUUUUUCACAAAUGGGGAAACUCCUUUUUGCAAUACCUCAAUUUUUCACAUUGUGAAAGGUAGCUUUUGUACUUUUGUUACUGAGAGAUCUGCAUAUAUGGAAAUGUUCAUUUUAAGAAAAAAGUUGAGUGAUUUCAAUAUAUAUUAUUUUCAAUUAUGCUUUUUAUACAUUUCAGUGCUGAGGAAUCUUUACAACUAAGUGCACACUUGUGUUGAUGCGACUUCAGAUCUGCAGAGGAGAGACCAAAGUGUUUCGCUCACUUGGUCUUAGCUUUUCGUACACUAGAUGUUUCAAGUCAAUCUGGUCAAUAACAGCAUGGAGAGAACAGUGAACAAGCUGUAAUUUGAUCUCAAUGUUAACGUCUCUAAACAUGGCUAUACUAGUUGCAAAUGGUAACUUCUGUCCUGGUUUCCUCUCCAUAGGCAGAGUAGAACUUAUUAUAAGGAGAAUGCAAAAUUUGGUUCACGCUUGACGCUGAAUCUCGUAUCAAAAGAAUGGAUGUUUGGUGUUUAGAUAUUUUAAUAUUUGAAAAAAUGAUAUAUAUAUUAUAUAUAUUCUUGAACUUGCCAACUAGCAACUAUUGUAAUCCUUAGCAUGCAUGACAAAAAAAGAGAAAAUGACAAGUACAUGAAUUAGCUAUUAAAAAUAAUUGUUGUGGUGUGCACCAAAUGUUUCUCAACUAUUAAGUUGUUAAGGACACCCCAAACCCACUCUCACCUCACCUCACCCCUUCCCUCUCCCCAUAUAUUGAUCUCCUCGCUUCCCCAUUCGCAGACCUCUGCAGGAUGCACAUGACAGAGAGAUAAGGCGAGAAACAAGGCAGAAUCUAAGUUUGAACCGAUUGGGCAGCGCAGGACUCUGAGCGUCCUUGUAGAACACUGUUUAAAAAAAAGACUUGAGAACUUACGCCCGCUGUCUGUCGAGGUGAUCUCAUAUAGACCUAACUGAAGGAAGGGGAGCUUAAAGACUUGAAUGUGGUAAAUGUUGCAAGUUAACUUCAAGUUGUUAUGUGCAAUACUUCUUUUGAACCUUUUUCCAGAUAAAGACUCUUUGCAAUGUAAUUCUUUAAUGCCAUUUUUAAUUGCAGACAUUUAAUUAAAGAAGAUGUUAAUAUGUUUUUCACAGUCAUUUUCUACUGUUAUUGUAAUCCUUUUCAUGCUGGUGUUUGUAAAAAAGAAAAGAAAUCAAACUAUUUGUACUAAUAUAAAUAAUUGAAGUUAUUUUUAAAACAUUAAAGGUUUUGUGCUCAUUUGCUUAUUUUGUUUAUUUUAAGCUACUGUGAUUGAUUGCAUUGUAAUUAUUAGGUCAACAAUGUAUUUAGCUGUUUAUUGGUAUAUUUUUAAUUGGAAUGUAUAAUUGAUUUUUAUAAUUUUGAUCAGAUUUUUGUUAUAUUUUUGAGGUGAAGCUUUUAAUAUGUUAAAGUGUCUAGUUUUUACUAAUUGCUAUAUUGUGCUCCACAAUAUAUGGUUCACAUUUUCUGAAGGAAAAUAAAUAUUUAAAUAUUUGUCUGUUUAUGAUGUUACUUAAUGGCAAGAUUUCAAUAGUUUUUAACUGUGUAUGGGAAGGUUGUUGUAUUUAUUAAUAGCAUUUUUUACUUAAGAUAUCACCUUAAUUUUUAUUGUCAUUUCACUUUAUAAGUUCCUAUUUUUGUAUUUUCCUUUCUAAUUAAGUUAUGUAAUACAAAUAUGUCCAUAUUUCUAGCAGUUGGUCUGUAGAAGUGCUAGUGAAACGAAAAAUAAAAAUCUAAUGUUAUUUAAUUGUUUGCAGCCAACUAUUUAUAACAGUAUGCAUAAUUUUUAAAUAUUUGUAAUGUGAAAUGUUGAAUGAAAUAAAUCUUAACUGUGAUGGAAAAUAA
Messenger RNA from Betta splendens (Siamese fighting fish), 7126 nucleotides. RefSeq names its product cytoplasmic polyadenylation element binding protein 4b (gene cpeb4b). Gene Ontology annotation, cellular component: nucleus; neuron projection; cytoplasm. The record is from RefSeq and is a predicted model, not a curated record. The transcript has 11 exons. NCBI's taxonomy places the organism in Eukaryota, Metazoa, Chordata, Actinopteri, Anabantiformes, Osphronemidae. Gene Ontology annotation, molecular function: ribosome binding; mRNA regulatory element binding translation repressor activity; mRNA 3'-UTR binding. The coding region runs from base 544 to 2802 and encodes 752 amino acids. Gene Ontology annotation, biological process: negative regulation of cytoplasmic translation.